AUGGCAUCGGCAAAGAUUACAUUCGAAGAGGCGCGAGACUGUGAGGAAACCGUCUUCGAACGGGCCCAGACGGAUCGAACCAUGAGCGCCGCCACAUUUGUCGACAUGAUCUCCAGGUCUGGGUUCUUGGGCGACCCAUUGCUCCGCACGCAGCAUCUCAUCGGGGCCACCAAGUGGCGGAAGGUGGAUGACCAUCGCAUCGAGGGAUGCCAUCAAAAGCUGAUCAAGGUGAAGAGCCACGGGACGGCCACCAUCACGUACGUUCAGGUGGAGUCCUAG
Aspergillus heteromorphus CBS 117.55 is the source of this 279-nucleotide messenger RNA. RefSeq names its product scytalone dehydratase arp1 (gene arp1). Gene Ontology annotation, biological process: melanin metabolic process. Bases 1 to 279 code for a protein of 92 amino acids. The transcript has 3 exons. The record is from RefSeq and is a predicted model, not a curated record. Gene Ontology annotation, molecular function: scytalone dehydratase activity. Lineage: Eukaryota; Fungi; Ascomycota; Eurotiomycetes; Eurotiales; Aspergillaceae.